Messenger RNA from Pteronotus mesoamericanus, 1707 nucleotides. RefSeq names its product butyrophilin subfamily 3 member A3-like. The transcript has 8 exons. Gene Ontology annotation, molecular function: signaling receptor binding. Bases 48 to 1481 code for a protein of 477 amino acids. Gene Ontology annotation, biological process: T cell receptor signaling pathway; regulation of cytokine production. Lineage: Eukaryota; Metazoa; Chordata; Mammalia; Chiroptera; Mormoopidae. The record is from RefSeq and is a predicted model, not a curated record. Gene Ontology annotation, cellular component: external side of plasma membrane.
UUGCGACCCAGCCCCUCCAGGCCUCUCUCUCCGCACAGCGGGUGACGAUGGCGAGGGGCCCGGUCCUCCGUCUGCGCGCCCUCCCCGUCUGCCUCGCCCUGGUCCAGCUGCUCAGCCCCUGCUCAGCAGCUCAGUUUGCUGUGGUUGGACCCCCUGAGCCCAUCCUGGCCUUGGUGGGUGAGGACGCCGAGCUGCCCUGUCACCUGUCCCCGAGGAUGAGCGCGCAGACCAUGGAGCUGAGGUGGGUGCGACCCAGCCUCAGGCAGGUGGUGCACACGUACACGCGUGGGCAGGAAGACACGCCGGCCGCAGAAUUUUAUGGGAGGACUUCGAUGCUGAGAGAGGACAUCACUGCAGGGAAGGCUGUUCUCUUGAUUCGCGACGUCAGAGCCUCUGACAGCGGAAUCUACUGGUGUUAUUUCCAAGAUGGAGAAUACGUUGCAAAAGCCCAGGUGGAGCUGCAGGUGGCAGGCCUCUUCUUCCAGAGCGCGCAGCCCUUGGUGGUGGCCUUCGCGGUGACCCUGGUGGCUCUGCUGUUGCUCCUGAUUGUGCUCGGGUGCUUCCUGUGGGGACAGCAGAAGAUCUGGGCCCUGACCCAGGAGAAGGAGCGGGAGCGAGCAGAGAAAGAAGCAGCUCAGGUGAAGUUGCAGCAGGAGCGAAGCGCCAAAGAGAAGCUGCAGGACGAACUCAGGUGGAGAAGGAUCCCGUACCUGCCACGUGAGGAGCAGUCUCAGGCCUACGCAGAGUUGAAGACGGCCCUCUUCCAGCCUGCGGACGUGCUUCUGGAUCCGGACACCGCGCACCCCGCGCUCCGUGUGUCUGAGGACCAGAGGAGCCUGUGGCGAGAAGACUCCUGGGAGGACCUGCCGGACGCCCCCGGGAGGUUUACCCGGAUUGAGUGUGUGCUGGGCUGUGCGAGCUUCACGUCGGGGAGACGUUUCUGGGAGGUGGACGUGGGCGACAGGAAACAGUGGCGUGUUGGGCUGUGCAGGGACAACGUGAGCAGAAAAGGGGGCGUAAAAAUGUCCCCCGAGAACGGGUUCUGGACAGUGGGGCUGUAUCAUGGGAGUGACUACCAGGCUCUCACGGACCCGCCGACUAAACUGACCAACGUGAACCCUCCCGAGAGAGUGGGCGUUUUCCUGGACUAUGACGUGGGGCAGGUGUCAUUCUACAACGCCCUCGACGGGUCACACAUCUUCAGCUUCCCGCACACCCCCUUCUCUGGGCCUCUGAGGCCUGUUUUCCGGGUUUUGACAGCUGAGGGCACCCCCUUGACCCUUUGCGCAGCACAGAGAGCCGUGGGGACAUCCCUUGUGCCUGUCCCAGGGCCUGACCCUUCCCCGGAGACCCCAGGGUCCCUGGGCUCGGCUGAAUGGAAUGGGGACCCUCAGGCGGAAGUAAUGUGUGUCCUUGCCGCUCAGUCUGGAGCUGAGGGCCCCCGUAACCGCAAAAGGUCAGAGCGUGAACAAACUUACUGAAAACAGGCUGAGUGAAGCACUUCACUGAUAUUCAUUCGUUUCUCCACACGUGAGAUAAGGACACGAGGUGCAGGAAGUUAAUGUUCCUAAGGUGACUCCAUUGCUUCCAACAACCUCCGCUGCCGUCCCGAGGUAACUCCCAGGUACCGGGGGCCGCGCUGACUGCCGCAGGGGACUGUCACUCACUGUCCCUCACGACGCCCCCAAGAGGCAGCCUCGUUUAGAA